Apiotrichum porosum is the source of this 957-nucleotide messenger RNA. RefSeq lists its product as uncharacterized. The transcript has a single exon. Bases 1 to 957 code for a protein of 318 amino acids. The record is from RefSeq and is a predicted model, not a curated record. Lineage: Eukaryota; Fungi; Basidiomycota; Tremellomycetes; Trichosporonales; Trichosporonaceae.
AUGGCACCCAUUGGAGACCCAGCGCAGACAUCAGGCGGCAUCCCCGUACCGGAUGCCGUCCCCACCGUCGCGUACAAUGCCGUGACCGUCCCCGUUGACGGCCGGCUCGUGGCCCUCAACGUGCGCGUCACGGCGCCUGUUCACGGGGACGGCCUGCCCAUCCUCAUCCUGUCGCACGGUCACGGACCGUCGACCUUCGUCUGCUCGUCGUACGGGUACGCGCCGCUCGUGGAUUUCUGGGCCGCGCACGGAUUCGCCGUCCUCCAGCCGGUCCACAAUGACGCGACGUAUCUCGGCCUCCGGGACAGUGGAGACGCGGAUGCGCCGCUGUUCCUUGCCGGACGCGCUGACGAUGUGCGCACUGUCAUCGACAACCUCUCACUCAUCGAGUCCACUGCCAACCUGGCCGGAAGGCUCGACCACAGCCGUAUCGCCGCCGUCGGCCACUCAGCAGGCGGCCACACCAUCGGCCUCCUGUCAGGAAUGACGGGAAACGUCCAGCCCAGCGCUACCAUUGAGAAACGCAUCGGGGCCCGUGUCAUGAUCGGUGCACCAGGGAGUGGGCCGGGCAUGAACGGUCCAGCCGCCAAGCUCUACCCAAGCAUCGCAGGAACAAACUUUGAGUCCAUGGCCCCCGAGACCCUCGUUGUCACUGGCGACAACGACCACCACGCCUUCUUCUCAGACUGCAAGACGUGGCGCCGCGAGGCGUUCGACCACGCCCCGGGGCCCAAGACGCUCUUCUACAUGGUCGACGCAGGGCACUCGUUUGGCGGCAUCGCUGGCUUCGACGCCAAGGAGACUACGGACGAGAACCCGGAGCGCGUCGCUGUCCUCCGCGCGUCCAUCUGGGCAUACCUCCGCAGCCAGCUGUACAAGGGUGACGCGUCCUGGGACAACGCCAUCGCGGCUCUUGCCAAGCAGACUCCAACCAUCGCCCGGGUUGAGACCAAAUGA